GUCCAAAGACCAAAACUAUCUCCUCCAGCUAAUCUGGAAGGAGGAGUUGAGUGCUUUCUAGGCAGCUUCUGCACAAAAGGCACGAACCACUGGAAACUGGGAGCAGCAUUGUCUCAUUGCAGAGAUGAAGAAGAAGGUGAUGAGGAAAAAGAGUGAAACAACAUCUGAGCAACAGGGGUAUGUCUUUACACAUUUCCUAAGUGACUGAUUGCUUCUGGAAUUGAACUAGACCCCUGCAUCUGCAACAUGUUAUUAUCACACCCAUUAAUCUGUUGAUGAGAGACUGGUGUUGGAUAAUUCAAAGAAGAAUUCUGUCGUUCGAGAAAUGAAUGCGGCUUUUUUUAUUAAAUCAUGAUGUAAAUCAAUCAGUUGUGUAUCCCUAAAAAGUACAGUACAGUACAUGCCUUUUGUUUGCUUGGUUUGCAAAGACUUUUCAAGCCUAAGUACUGGACAGCUGUGUGUAUCUGGAGCAUCGAAAAGGAUAUUAUAUUUUGCCUGGAAUUUAUGACACCAAUUCAACCAGAGAACCCAUCAUGAUUUCUGUAUGUAAAAUGAAAAGCCCAAAGCUUGACUAAAAAGACUGCCUUUUGGCAUGAACCAUAUGUGUAGCCUUGGAACAGAGAUCAUUAUGGUAAUAGCCCCCACAUCAGAAUCAAUCAGCCCUGGGUCUCUACCUAACGAUGCCCAGGAGACCACUAUCCAGAACAAAACAGGAAAGAGGAGGAAGAGCAUGCUGAAACAAUCAUGGAUGGAGACCACCGUAGCUUUCAUGAGGAGGACCAAGGUCCACGGUCUGAUGUUCGUCUUCUCCCCGGAAAAGACCCUGCCCCAGCGGAUCCUCUGGCUCCUGGCCUUUUUUGUAUGUGUGAGUCUCUUGUUCACCUGGUCUUGGAACCGCAUCCUCUACCUGAUGUCCUACCCAGCCGUCACCAAGAUUAAGAUGGAGUGGGCUCACAACAUGUCCUUCCCGGCCGUGACCUUCUGCAACCACAACCUGUUCCGGGUGUCCAGUCUGACCAAGGUUGACCUGUACCACAGCGGCUACUGGAUGGACCUGAUGCACCAGAACCACACGGUUAUGGAGAGGAGCCUGGCCCUUCUGAGGGACAACCACAAGUACAACCUUCUCAGCCUGCUGGACUUCAACGGCUACACUCCGCCUCCUCGUUACCAUGUCAACACCACCGAGAUGAUUGGCAGGCUGGGCCACCAACUGGAGGACAUGUUGCUGGAAUGCAGGUUCCGGGGGAGAAAAUGUACUCACCAGAACUUCAGCACCAUUUACACGCGGUAUGGGAAAUGCUACACCUUCAACUCUGGUUUGGACGGCAACCCGUUGUUGACGACGUUAAAAGGCGGGACAGGAAAUGGGCUGGAGAUCAUGUUAGAUAUCCAACAGGAUGAAUACUUACCUGUUUGGGGAGAGACAGACGAGACCUCGUACGAAGCAGGCAUCAAGGUUCAGAUCCACAGCCAGGACGAGCCUCCUUUCAUUGACCAGCUGGGAUUUGGUGUGGCCCCUGGUUUUCAAACUUUUGUGUCAUGUCAGCAGCAACUGCUUCAGUACCUCCCUCCCCCUUGGGGAGACUGCAAGUCCACUCCCAUCGACUCAGAGUUCUUCUCCACAUACAGCAUCACAGCCUGCCGUAUCGACUGUGAGACACGCUACCUGGUGGAGAACUGUAACUGCAGGAUGGUCCACAUGCCCGGGACCUCAAUGGUAUGCACACCCGAGCAGUAUAAAGACUGUGCAGACCCAGCUUUAGACUUCUUGGUAGAAAAAGACAAUGACUACUGUGUGUGUGAGACACCAUGCAACAUGAUACGCUAUGGCAAGGAGCUGUCCAUGGUGAAAAUACCCAGUAAAGCCUCUGCCAAAUAUCUGGCCAAGAAAUUCAACAAAACUGAGCAAUACAUCGGAGAAAACGUACUAGUCCUGGACAUCUUCUUUGAGGCGUUGAAUUAUGAGAAGAUUGAGCAGAAGAAAGCGUAUGAAAUUGCAGGGUUGCUUGGUGACAUCGGAGGUCAGAUGGGUCUGUUCAUUGGAGCCAGUGUUUUAACAAUACUGGAAAUAUUUGACUACUUAUAUGAGGUAUUUAAGGAUAAAGUUUUGGGUUACUUCAUGCGCAAGAAGCGACCACAGCGUUGUCCUAGCGACAAUCUGAUGACUGUUGAUGUGAAGCAAGCACAAAACCUUGGAGAGCAGCUUUUGUUCCUGAGCCAAUGACCCUCCCUCUCUGAUCAAGACUGACUGGUACAGAUUAUGUCCAACUAUGGGCAACACUUAAGAUGCCUUUAGUUGCCAUUACACCUAUGUAACUACACAGUAAUAACUGCAGUAACAACCUUGUACCAUUACAGGGUAAUACUAAAGAUACAGUAUGUGUCCUGGGGUGACACUUUAUCCACUAUGAGCCAAAUACCAAUAUCAUUCAGAAUUUCUUUGAAGUUGUGAACUUUUCAGGAGUGUUUCAAUCAUAUAAUGUGGUUUAGUGUUGUUUUGUUGUGAGCAAUAAAUGCAUUGAUUUGAAAAUGACACUUCAAAAUGCAUUGAUUCGAAAAUGGGACGAUCAAGGUAUUCAUUAUCAAGUCUGGUCAAACUGUACUGCUGCCCUACUACUAAGUUGAAGUUUGAAAGUUAUGAUGAUCUGAAUUUCUCUGGUGGGUGUGGCAUAAAGGAAUGAAUGGUUAAAUCUCUGCUGUACUGUGAUGCCACAACUGAUGAUGUGACAUUGUCUUGCUUUUGACUGUAUUUGACUGUCUGUCAUGAUGAACAUAGUGGAGGUCAAUCAUAAAACUUACCACCAGGGUUUACCACCUGUCCUUUCCAAGACAACAGGUAAAUACUGACAGAAUACAUUGCAACUAUUAUGAUGCAAGCGUAAAUCAAAUCUACAAUUAAUUCAUUUUAAAGUCAGAAUUAUAAAACAAGUGGUAAACUUGCUAUGCUACAGUUUUAUGAAUACUCUGCACAAUGUACUGUCUCCAUCUACAAUCCUUACUCACCCCUGCCUUACUGCCAAUCAAAGAACAGCAGAGCAGAAGCUAAAGAACAGCAGAGCAGAAGCUAAAGAACAGCAGAGCAGAAGCGAAAGAACAGCAGAGCAGAAGCUACUACUGAAAAUGGACAUGGUCCUGUCAUAUUUGAAUAAUACCGGCAAUACUGGUUGUGCUAAUUGAUUCAAGUCUUUUAAUGGAUAUUUUAUAGCAUAAUUCAUUACAGCCAAGUAGAUGACAGUGUUAUAUAUUUCUGUCAACCAAUAGUCUAAAGACCUUUAUUCUUGCAGAUUAAUUAUAAUGUGAAUUGUUAUUGCACCUUACCUCUUUUCCUCCUUGCAUGACCAUUGUCUCUUGACCACCGCGAGUGCAUUAUCAGCCUUGUUACGCACUACUUUGUUGGGAGCCAGAUGGUUAAAUUCCAUGUUCUGUGGUAGGCUACUCUACAAUCUUCAUGGUCAUGAAAAAUCAUCAUGAAAAAAUUAGGCUUGGGGUUGUGGAAUAUUCAGUGACCAUGAAGUAUUGAACAUGGGGCUGAGAACCUGGGAUAUGUGUUCUGACAAAUUUUUGCAGGUCAAAUUAUUGUAUGUGGCUUGUAAGGAAUGUUAUAUUUCUGUAAGACUAGAGCUUAUAGAAGCCCUGUUUAUACCUGGUUCUCACAUGCAUCCUUUGUCCUGAUCUUGUUCACAUUCUGAUUGUGCCCACAUUUUUAGACAGGUUUAGAUGAUUAAAAGACGCAUUGUAAUCUGAUUGUGAUCAGAUCUUCUUGGCCACCUCCGGAGGUAGUCAGACACAUUGUGUAGAUGGAUCUGGUCAGUUAAACAAUUUAAAUCAUCAUAAUCCCACCCUCUAAAAUCAUUGACAGGUGAUGCCAUUAAUUUAUGACAUCAAUAUUAAAAUAAAUAAUUAAUUUAAUUUUUAAAGAAUAUCUGUCAAAUGAUUUGCAUACAGUGAGCAUAUUGUUGACAGUGAGGGACCAGGAUUUCUGGUCACAAUGCAGAACGGAUAAGAGACACUUUUUUUUUGUAUGUGUAGAUGCACGACUACGAUGUGGGUAAGAUCAGGACAAAAGACACAUGUUAGCACCAGGUAUAAACAGGGCUAGAGUGUAUCGAUUAUAGUAUGUCUCGCCCUGUUGGAGGCCUACAGACACCUGUGGAACUAAACUAGGUUAAUCUGGCUCUAUGUACUGUAUAUAUGAUACAUAAUCUGUGAUUGACCUUAAGCAGUCAUUAAAUACUUAAUACUC
Messenger RNA from Coregonus clupeaformis (lake whitefish), 4246 nucleotides. RefSeq names its product acid-sensing ion channel 1C. Gene Ontology annotation, cellular component: membrane. The transcript is spliced from 10 exons. The record is from RefSeq and is a predicted model, not a curated record. Bases 593 to 2227 code for a protein of 544 amino acids. Gene Ontology annotation, biological process: sodium ion transmembrane transport. Lineage: Eukaryota; Metazoa; Chordata; Actinopteri; Salmoniformes; Salmonidae.